CACUGCAGGUUCAUGUGUUGAGACCAACCUUAUAUGGACUGAUCGGACCGGUAAUGGCUUAUUUCCCCCUAGCACCCAGCAGUGGCACAGUAUCUAUGAACCAGUUAUAGCACUUCAGCCACUUUGGCAUUCUUCCUGGACUUACAGAACUGAUUCCUCUGCUACUUGGUUAGGCAAUGGUUAUCGACAGCGGCUCGUGAUUUGCUCUGACUGUAGUUCCACGUAUAACGUCAGUUAUAUUUUUUUCUGAAACAUCGAUUGUAUUUUCUGUUUUAAAACAGCGGAUUGCCAAACUGGUGCAGCAACUUUCCUGCAUACAUUUCCACAAGACAUGUCGUUGACCAACACAAAGACGGGCUUUUCUGUAAAGGACAUUUUGGACCUCCCUGACACGAAUGAUGAAGAAGGAUCUAUCACUGGAGCGGAGGAAGAUACGGAAGGAUCUGAGACAACAAAAACGUCUCGAGUUUUGGUGCAAAGUCCGCACGAAAACGUUCAAAACCUGCCUUUAAAGAACCCAUUUUAUGAUAGUAGUGACAAUCCUUACACAAGAUGGCUUGCUACUACGGACAGUAUUCAAUAUUCACUGCAUGGCCUAUCAGCUAGUUCACAAGACUCCGCCAAGUCUCCGGAACCCUCUGCAGACGAAUCACCAGACAAUGACAAGGAAACUUCAAGCAACGGCAGCGACUCCGGGAAGAAGCGAAAAAGAAGAGUGUUGUUUUCCAAGGCGCAGACGUACGAACUUGAGCGUCGGUUUAGACAACAGCGAUACCUAUCCGCACCAGAGAGAGAACACCUCGCGAGUUUGAUUCGCCUGACUCCAACUCAAGUGAAAAUUUGGUUCCAGAAUCAUCGGUACAAAAUGAAGAGAGCCCGCGCUGAAAAAGGUAUGGAAGUGACCCAUCUCCCCUCUCCCCGGCGGGUGGCCGUGCCUGUCUUAGUCAGGGAUGGAAAGCCUUGUCAUACUCUUAAAGCUCAGGACUUGGCGGCCACUUUUCAGGCUGGAAUUCCCUUCUCGGCGUAUAGCGCCCAGUCCCUUCAACACAUGCAAUAUAAUGCUCAGUACAGCGCCGCCACCACGCCACAAUUCCCAGCACAUCACUUGGUGCAAACGCAACAGUGGACUUGGUGAACAAUUAGAGACUGGCGGGGCUGCCUUUUGAGAGCACGAUAGGGAGUUCACAACAAAAUAAAGACUUUCAUUUUGCAGCUUGACCCAUAGGCUAUACCAUUUUUUCGGGGCUACUGUGUGCGCCGUGUUUACAUGUUUUCGUUAUGAGAACUGGGUCCAGCCUCUCCCUAGAUUUAAGAAUGUCAAUGCUCAUGUGAAAUUUUGUAAAAUAUGUUUGUGUGUUGUAGAGAUGUUUUCUUUUUGUCCUUCGUGUUAUCAGCACGUGCAAAACCACUUUAUAAUUAUAGAACAUUUUAUUUCUUGCUUCUUUUUACAAUGGACCGAAAAUAUUUAUGGCCAUGAAUAAACAUUGGCAACUUUGAGCUUUUUCCCUCUUUGUUUUGUUUAUUUUUGUUUAUUUUCUUUAUUUUUUCUUUUUAUUUUUGUAAAUACAUUGUGGCAAUGUUUGCAACCUAGAGAACAUUCAGAAUCAUUUAGCUGGAGAUAUACAUAUUUCCAACUUAAAAGAAGGGUAUAAUACUAUGUGACGAAAAUGUCAUGA
Messenger RNA from Hypomesus transpacificus, 1676 nucleotides. It is a transcript of the gene nkx2.2a, whose product is annotated as NK2 homeobox 2a. The record is from RefSeq and is a predicted model, not a curated record. Gene Ontology annotation, cellular component: nucleus. Gene Ontology annotation, biological process: regulation of transcription by RNA polymerase II; cell differentiation. The transcript has 2 exons. Bases 332 to 1135 code for a protein of 267 amino acids. Gene Ontology annotation, molecular function: RNA polymerase II cis-regulatory region sequence-specific DNA binding; DNA-binding transcription factor activity, RNA polymerase II-specific. Lineage: Eukaryota; Metazoa; Chordata; Actinopteri; Osmeriformes; Osmeridae.